AGAGCUGGUGACGGGCCUCGUGCUGUGCUGCGUUUGGGACCGUCCAUGUUUAUGAAACACAAUUUUCGAUUUAGUCCCUAGUUCGCAUAGUUUGUGUCAAUAUCGCUUCGAUUCUUUCGCUCCUCGCCUUGUUUCGUUGUCCGAGACUAUACUUGUGACUGAGUAACCGAUACGGCUAAGCCUUGUGUGUGCGGAAUCACGGUGUGGUGCGCUAGCUAGAGUAUUGGAACAGCAGCAGUUGUGUCACGAGUCGUCCGCAGUCCGCAGAAUUCGUGAAAGUGUACGCAAAACUUUUGCCGCGCGAGUGCGUGAAUUUGGCCGUGUAAUUUUUCGGUGAAUAGAUUGUGUGUGAGUGGUAUUGUAACGAGUGAAGUGAAUUGAAGGACGCCAGCAGUAAUAGCGGCAGCAGCUACAAAUCGCGCUCGCUCACUUUUCACACGAAAGCUGAAGGACGACCUAACCUCGACGCGGCAAGGCACGUCGUAGGGAAAGAACGGAAGUGAACGCACGGAGCUACAAAAUGUUAACGCCACGGAUACUUAGAAUAGCGAUAGUGUUAUGCAUCCUCGUCGCAAUCUUCUCUCAGUCAACAGAUAGUGCUCAAACAAAACGAAGAAUACGACGACCGACUAGUCUCAAAUCAACGGCAGCCAAACAGGCCGUAGAAGAUAAUCAAAUUCCAGUGAAGAAGGUUGCCCAAGAUCGAUCCGAUCAGGCUCCCGCCUCGGCAACGAACCGUUUCCGGGUGCGAUCGAAAACGCGGGGGAGCACAGCACUAGCGGCCGGAGCUGCUGCCGGCGGAACUGCUGCCAUCAUUGCCGGUGCCUCCACCAAUGCCCUGAUCACCAAGAAGGUGCAGGAUAAGGAUGGAUACAAGAUCGUGUGCUACUACACCAACUGGUCCCAGUACCGUACGAAACUAGGUAAGUUUGUCCCGGAGGACAUUCCGGCCGAUCUGUGCACCCACGUGAUUUUCGCCUUCGGUUGGCUCAAGAAGGGAAAGCUCAGCUCGUUCGAAAGCAACGACGAAACCAAAGACGGCAAGACCGGUCUGUACGAUCGGAUGAUGACUCUGAAAAAGGCCAACCCUAAACUGAAGAUCCUGUUGGCUAUCGGUGGUUGGUCGUUCGGAACGCAGAAGUUCAAGGAAAUGUCCGCCACCCGGUAUGCUCGCCAGACCUUCAUCUAUUCGGCCAUUCCAUUCCUGCGGCAGCGAAACUUCGACGGUCUGGAUAUGGAUUGGGAAUACCCGAAGGGUUCGGAUGAUAAGAAGAACUUUGUCCUGCUGCUGAAGGAAUUGCGCGAAGCUUUCGAGGCUGAAUCUCAGGAAAUCCGCCAACAGAGACUGUUGUUGACUGCUGCCGUCCCAGUCGGUCCAGAUAAUGUUCGUGGAGGAUAUGAUGUCCCGGCCGUUGCUAGCUACCUAGACUUCAUCAAUCUGAUGGCGUACGAUUUCCACGGAAAAUGGGAACGUGAAACUGGACACAACGCUCCUCUGUAUGCUCCAUCCUCGGACUCGGAAUGGCGUAAACAGCUCUCGGUGGACUAUGCCGCAAGCUUGUGGGUUAAACUGGGAGCACCCAAGGACAAACUGGUCAUCGGUAUGCCAACUUAUGGACGAUCAUUUACGCUGUCCAACACUGAUCGAUACAAGGUCAAUUCGCCGGCUAGCGGUGGUGGUAAGGCCGGAGAAUACACUAAGGAGUCCGGUUUCCUGGCGUAUUACGAAAUUUGCGAGAUGUUGUUGAACGGUGCGGCCUACAUUUGGGAUGACGAGAUGAAGGUUCCGUACAUGGUCGAUGGUGACCAAUGGGUUGGUUUUGAUGACGAACGUUCCAUUCGUAACAAGAUGAACUGGAUCAAGACGAGUGGAUUUGCCGGAGCUAUGGUGUGGACCGUGGACAUGGACGACUUCAGCGGAACUGUGUGCGGUGGAAAUGUGAAGUACCCGUUGAUUGGAGCUAUGCGCGAAGAACUGAGAGGAGUCAGCCGAGGCAAGGAAGCCAAGGACGUCAACUGGUCUGAGGUGGCCGCAACCAUUCAGGAGAAGGAGGAAGAGAAACCGGAGCCAAUCAAGAUUCCAGUUGCUGAGCUGCUCAACAAGGUUCAGAAGCCGCAGAAGAAGAUCAUCAAGCAAGGAUUGGCUACUAUUGAGAAGAACUCUCGCCCUGGACAAGUCUUCUGCUAUCUGACCAGUUGGUCUGCUAAGCGCCCUGGUGCCGGAAAGUUCGAACCCAAGGAUAUUGAUGCCAAGCUGUGCACGCACGUUGUCUACGCUUUCGCUACGCUGAAGGACCACAAACUGACCGAAGCCAAUGAGAAUGAUCCGGACAUGUACGAUGAAGUUAUCGCUCUGCGUGAGAAGAACCCAGAUCUGCAGAUCUUGUUGGCUAUCGGAGGAUGGGCAUUUGGAUCUACUCCAUUCAAAGAAUUGACCUCGAAUGUUUUCCGCAUGAACCAGUUUGUGUACGAAGCUAUCGAAUUCCUGCGCGAGUAUCAGUUCAACGGUUUGGAUGUCGACUGGGAGUACCCACGUGGAGCUGACGAUCGUAAGGCGUAUGUCGACUUGCUGCGUGAACUGCGUAUCGCCUUCGAGGGUGAAGCUAAGACCGCUGGACAACCGCGGCUGCUGCUGACAGCUGCUGUACCUGCCUCGUUUGAAGCCAUCGCUGCUGGAUAUGACGUACCGGAGAUUUCCAAAUAUCUUGACUUCAUUAACGUAAUGACGUACGAUUUCCACGGACAAUGGGAACGCCAGGUUGGACACAAUUCUCCGUUGUACCCACUGGAUACCGCCUCUACUUACCAGAAGAAAUUGACCGUGGACUUCAGUGCCCGUGAAUGGGUUAAACAGGGAGCUCCUAAGGAGAAGUUGUUGAUCGGUAUGCCCACCUACGGACGUUCGUUUACCCUGGUUAACCAGACUCAGUUCGAUAUCGGAGCUCCUGCUUCCGGAGGUGGUUUGCCUGGAAAGUUCACGAACGAGGCUGGAUUCCUGAGCUACUACGAAAUCUGCGCCUUCCUCGGAGUGGACAACACCACACUGGUGUGGGAUUCAGAACAACAAGUGCCAUUUGCCUACCGCAAAGACCAGUGGGUCGGAUUCGACGACGAGCGAUCCCUCAAGACAAAGAUGGAAUGGUUGAAAGACAUGGGCUUCGGUGGAAUUAUGGUCUGGUCUGUCGAUAUGGACGACUUCUCUGGUCGCUGCGGAGCUGGCAAGUUCCCGCUGUUGAACGUGCUGAAUGAAGAACUGAAGGACUACAAGGUUCAGCUAGAGUACGACGGGCCAUACGAAUCUUACGGACCACGCGGAGCGUACACCACCAAGGAUCCUAACGAAGUUGUUUGCGCCGAAGAGGAUGGCCACAUCAGCUAUCAUCCUGACAAGAGCGACUGUACCCACUACUUCAUGUGCGAAGGAGAACGCAAGCACCACAUGCCUUGCCCAGCCAAUUUGGUCUUCAAUCCCAAUGAGAACGUCUGCGAUUGGCCCGAAAAUGUCGAAGGCUGCCAGCAGCACACGCAGUCGCCACCUGCUGCCUAAUUCGAGACUCACAGAGGUCUAUUGCAUUGCUAGCAUAAUCGCGAUAAACACAAACACUUUAAUCCCUCCUUCCAACCGCACCCGUAUUUCCUUAGAAGUAGCAAUAGUAAGAGAAUAAUUAUGAUGAAUUCGUUACUGCCAAUCCAAGCUAGAGAGAGCCUUAAAAAGUUAUGUAACAGAAAAUACUCUACAUUUGGUAAUCUUCAGGUGAAAAACCACUUUGAGAAUACCAAUCGAUCGUUGAACUGUUGUAAAUAUCUUCAUAUACCGCUUGAAAACCAAGAAGCACCCGAAUCAAAAACUGCCAAUCCGUUAGAAAACUUUCAACUGCCAUUUACUUUGCUCACUUUCUUACCGAAUGAUCCAACGGAACAAAAUUUAUUUAUAACCACAAUUCAUUUCAAAUCACAAGAAAACAACACAAACUUAUUACAAGGAACAUUGAAAACUGAAAACCUUUUUCUCUUUAACAACUCUAUCGUUUAUCAAGUACUAUUUAUAUAAAAUUACUAAGAUAGCAAACACUUAGUUUUAAGUAUUGUUUAAUGAAAAUAAGUACGAGGAACAGACAAGAAUUAAGCGAACAAUAAACAUCAAUGAUGAAUAAAGAUAUUCAUCAAUUGUUAGAAAAUAAAGAAACAUUCGAAUACAAAAGCAAGCAGGUUCACAAUCCCUAGCACAAAUAUGAGGUCUGCUUGCUAAGUUCAGAGCAUUCUCAAAACUUGUUUGAUCAAAAAUUUAUCCUAAACUAAUCACAAACCUCUUCGAUCGAUACCACAUUCUUAUCUCACAAAUUGGCAAACUCUGUGUAAAUGUGUUUUUGAGUAGAUGUAUAAAAUCUGUGAUAAUUAAGUGUAUAUACGAAAAAAUACAACGAAACGGAACGAAACACAUCGAGCCAACCAAUCAACAUCCAGCAAAUCCAUGCAUGUGUGCGCGCCAAACCACCCCAAAAACAGAAAGCUCCGCUAAAGAAUACUUUCAAUACAACAGAACAAAUCAUACAAAAUAAGGACUAGACCUAGAAACUAACACUCGUUAAGCAGAAGGAAGAUGAAUGAGCUGCUCAUUUUCUGUUUUGAAGGAAAGUGGACGCCGUCGGCAGAAGGUGCAAUGCCGCAAGCAGUUGCAUUAGAUCUUCCACAAGCUCGAGCGACCGGUUGAAUUUGAUUUGUUCGAAAGUUUUACGAGAACUGCACCGUGAAUCAAUUCAGAGGAAAUGAAGAGAAUGAAAAGCGUCUAAGAAAACAAAUUAGCGAAUUGAGUGCAGUUAGCAGAGCGGACACUGUAUAACAAAUACAAAACAAAACAGAGAAAACGUUGACUAAGUGUAAAAUAUAUUGUAUGUAACGUACGAGACAGUUUAAAAUUAUUUUUAAAUAAAGAAUUAUUUAAAUUCA
Molecule: messenger RNA, 4947 nt
Organism: Aedes aegypti (yellow fever mosquito)
Lineage: Eukaryota; Metazoa; Arthropoda; Insecta; Diptera; Culicidae
Gene: Cht7
Product: probable chitinase 10
Exons: 9
Coding region: 521-3547 (1008 amino acids)
Biological process (GO): carbohydrate metabolic process; chitin catabolic process
Cellular component (GO): extracellular region
Molecular function (GO): chitin binding; hydrolase activity, hydrolyzing O-glycosyl compounds
Source: RefSeq, a predicted model, not a curated record